Molecule: messenger RNA, 4914 nt
Organism: Herpailurus yagouaroundi (jaguarundi)
Lineage: Eukaryota; Metazoa; Chordata; Mammalia; Carnivora; Felidae
Gene: PIK3C2G
Product: phosphatidylinositol-4-phosphate 3-kinase catalytic subunit type 2 gamma
Exons: 32
Coding region: 144-4481 (1445 amino acids)
Biological process (GO): cell migration; phosphatidylinositol 3-kinase/protein kinase B signal transduction; phosphatidylinositol-3-phosphate biosynthetic process
Cellular component (GO): cytoplasm; phosphatidylinositol 3-kinase complex; plasma membrane
Molecular function (GO): 1-phosphatidylinositol-3-kinase activity; phosphatidylinositol binding; 1-phosphatidylinositol-4-phosphate 3-kinase activity
Source: RefSeq, a predicted model, not a curated record
GCAUAUUUCACUCUUGCAAAGAAAUGAGAUCAUGUUUCAUUUCAGGAAGAUGUAUGCUUCAGGAAAAUUCCUAUCAUCUUUCAUAAUAUCACCAAGUCAAUAUCUGGAGCAGAAUCAAUCCUUUCAGUUACAUAAAAUUAAAAAUGGCAUAUUGUUGGAAAACAGAUCUAAAUACCAGUGAAUCACAUGAAGAGCAGCAUGAGCACCAAGAAUUUCACUCGGUAAAUCAGUCCUUUUUCCCUAGCCACGUCAGUCUGGGUUUUGAUCAGCUAGUAGAUGAGAUCAGGAUUAAAAUUCCAUUCUAUCAGAGUGAAAUUGAAGAAAACACUGUUUGUGUACCCCAUGCACCAAACUGGGACUCAACAAGGCAUUCAUUACAUGAAACACACCAAAUACCCUUGAAUGAAUUAACUUCUCAGACCUCAGAACUCUCCUGUCACCAAGUUGGGAAAACACCAGUAAUUGGUUUUAGGCGCUCUGUGCUACCAAAUCCUGAAAAUAUGAACAAACAAAGCUCUUGUGGAAACCCCAUAGGAAAAUAUCAUGGGGGUGAUGAUUACAGAAUAAAUAUUUCAGCUCCAUCAUCCACUAGUCUGGAUAAAAUUAAUUCACAGAGAGAAUCAGAAAAUGAAAAUCAUAACUACCACAUAGGAUUUGAAAGUAGCAUCCCUUCUACAUAUUCAUCCUUCUCAACUAACUUCAUGCCAAAAGAAGAGAAUAAAAGAAGUAGAAACAUGAACAUUGUGAAACAUUCUCUGAUGCUUUCUGAAGGUUCUUUUCCACCCAGGACCUGGGAAAGUACACAGCCAGAGAAUACAGAGCUGACAGGUUGUUCUAUUCAGCUGGUUGAAGUACCUCAAGGCAGUAAUAAGAGUCUGGCCUCCUUCUGCGACAAAGUAAAAAAGAUAAGAGAAACAUAUCAUGCAGCUGACAUUAAUUCGAAUUCAGGGAAGAUCUGGAGCGCUACUGCAGCAUUUCCAUGUCAGCUUUUUUCUAACACUAAGUUUAAUAUAAAUAUUUGUAUUGAUAACUCAACACAACGACUUCAUUUUAAGCCAUACGCUAAUUAUCUUGUCAAAGACCUAAUUGCAGAGGUUCUACAUUUUUCUACAAAUGACGAAUUAUUCCCCAAAGAUCAUCUUCUAAGUAUAUGCGGCUAUGAAGAAUUUUUACAGAAUGAUUACUCUUUGGGGAGCCACAAAAUAUUUCAGAAAGAUAAAUCUGUUAUUCAACUUACUCUUCAUAAAAAUGGGAAAGUUCCAGGAAAAUUAUCUCGAAAGCAUGAAGAUGACCACAGUCAGUUUUAUCUGAACCAACUUCUAGAAUUUAUGCAUAUUUGGAAAAUAUCCAGACAGUGCCUCUCAACAGUAAUCAAAAAAUAUGACUUCCACCUGAAAUGCCUAUUGAAAACCCAGAAUUUUCAUCAAAAUUCAGAGACUUCAGCAAAAGGCUUGAUAGAGAAAGUGACAACUGAACUCUCCAGGGCCAUCUACCAGCUAAUAAGUGUCUAUUGCCGCAGCUUUUAUGCAGAUUUCCAGCCUCUAAAUAUACCUGAUGACAUUUCCUAUGUAAAUCCUGGACUCCAUUCCCACCUGAGCUUCACAGUGUAUGCAGUUCACAACAUUCCAGAGACUUGGGUGCACAGCUAUAAAACAUUUUCUUUUUCCUGUUGGCUUACAUAUGCUGGAAAGAAGUUGUGCCAAGUGAGAAGCUACAGAAAUAUUCCAGUCAAAAAAUUAUUCUUUUUCUUGGUCAACUGGAAUGAAAUGAUCAAUUUUCCUCUUGAAAUAAAGUCACUUCCAAGGGAAUCCAUGCUCACUAUAAGAUUGUUUGGAAUUAUCUGUACAACCAAUAAUGCCAAUUUACUGGCCUGGACUUGUCUUCCAUUGUUUCCAAAAGACAAGUCCAUUCUCGGGUCUAUGCUAUUCAGCAUGACAUUACAGAGUGAGCCUCCCAUAGAAAUGAUAGCUCCAGGAGUAUGGGAUAUAAGCCAGCCAUCCCCAGUGACCCUACAGAUUGCUUUUCCAGCUACUGAGUGGGAGUAUAUGAAACUUGAUUCUGAAGAGAAUAGAAGUAAACCAGAAGAACCACCAAAAGAGUGUUUAAAACAUAUUUCCAGACUUUCACAGAAACAGUCUCCCUUACUACUCUCUGAGGAAAAGAGAAGAUACUUAUGGUUUUAUCGUUUCUACUGCAAUAAUGAAAACUGCUCCCUUCCUUUGGUCUUGGGCAGUGCCCCUGGAUGGGAUGAAAGAACUGUUUCAGAAAUGCAUACCAUUUUGAGAAGAUGGAAAUUUUCUUGCCCUUUGGAAGCACUUGGACUUCUGACUUCUAGUUUUCCAGAUCAAGAAAUUCGUAAAGUGGCAGUUCAACAAUUAGACAACCUCUUGAAUGAUGAACUACUGGACUAUCUCCCACAGCUAGUUCAGGCUGCCAAGUUUGAAUGGAACCUUGAAAGUCCUCUAGUACAACUCCUAUUGCACCGUUCAUUGCAAAGCAUCCAGAUUGCCCAUCGUCUUUACUGGCUGCUAAAGGAUGCACAGAAUGAAACUUAUUUUAAAAGCUGGUAUCAGAAACUAUUGGCGGCUCUCCAAUUCUGUUCAGGAAAAGCCUUGAGUGAUGAGUUUUCCAAAGAGAAGAAACUUAUUAAAAUUCUGGGAGACAUUGGGGAAAAAGUCAAGUCUGCCAGUGACCCUCAAAGACAGGAGGUACUGAAGAAAGAGAUUGGCAGACUAGAAGAAUUCUUUCAGUGUAUAAAUACCUGUCACCUUCCUCUGAACCCUGCCCUGUGUAUAAGGGGUAUUGAUCAUGAUGCAUGUUCAUAUUUCACAUCUAAUGCUUUGCCACUGAAGAUUACUUUCAUCAAUGCUAACCCAAUGGGCAAAAACAUCAGCGUCAUUUUUAAGGCUGGCGAUGAUCUCCGUCAGGAUAUGCUUGUUCUGCAGAUUAUUCAAGUGAUGGACAAUAUUUGGCUGCAGGAGGGCUUGGAUAUGCAAAUGAUCAUUUAUAGAUGUCUAUCCACAGGAAAAGGUCAAGGAUUGGUGCAGAUGGUGCCCGAUGCCAUCACCCUAGCAAAGAUCCAUCGCCAUUCUGGACUGAUAGGACCAUUGAAAGAAAACACAAUCAAAAAAUGGUUCAGUCAGCACAACCAUCUAAAGGCAGAUUAUGAAAAGGCCUUGAGGAACUUUUUCUAUUCCUGUGCCGGCUGGUGUGUGGUAACGUUCAUCCUGGGAGUCUGUGACCGACAUAACGACAAUAUCAUGCUGACAAAGUCAGGCCACAUGUUUCAUAUUGACUUUGGAAAAUUCCUAGGUCAUGCACAAACAUUUGGAGGGAUAAAAAGGGACCGAGCACCUUUUAUUUUUACUUCAGAGAUGGAGUACUUUAUUACAGAAGGUGGGAAAAACCCACAGCAUUUCCAAGAUUUUGUGGAGCUUUGCUGUCGAGCUUAUAAUAUUGUCAGAAGGCACAGUCGACUGCUCUUGAACCUGCUAGAAAUGAUGCUACAUGCAGGAUUGCCUGAGCUGAGUGGAAUUCAAGACCUGAAAUAUGUGUAUAAUAAUCUUCGUCCACAAGACACAGACCUAGAAGCAACAAGUCAUUUUACCAAGAAAAUAAAGGAAAGUCUGGAGUGCUUCCCUGUUAAGUUAAAUAACUUGAUCCAUACACUUGCACAAAUGACAGCCACAAAUCCUGCCAAAUCUGCUUCACAGACUCCUUCCCAGGAAUCCUGUAUGCUGAGUGCAACCAGGUCAAUUCAAAGAGCGACAAUUUUAAGGUUCAGUAAGAAAACCAGUAAUCUGUAUCUAAUCCAGGUGAUACAUGGUAACAAUGAAAUGAGCCUGACAGAAAAAUCAUUUGACCAGUUUUCAAAACUUCACAGCCAACUUCAGAAGCAGUUUGCAUCAUUGACUCUCCCAGAGUUUCCUCAUUGGUGGCACGUACCUUUUACAAACUCAGACCACAAACGAUUCAGAGAUCUAAAUCAUUACAUGGAACAGAUAUUAAAUGGAUCAUAUAAAGUUGCAAAUAGUGAUUGCGUGCUUAGUUUUUUCCUCUCUGAGCCUGUGCAACAAACAAUUGAAGAACAAUCAUUUGUGGAUCUAGGUGAGAAGUUUCCUGACAAGACACCUAAGGUGCAGUUAGCGAUAUCACAUGAGGAUGCGAAGCUGACCAUACUAGUGAAACACAUGAAAAACAUUCAUCUCCCAGAUGGCUCUGCGCCCAGUGCACAUGUUGAAUUUUAUCUUUUACCAUAUCCCAGUGAAGUUCGUAGGAGGAAAACAAAAUCUGUUCCAAAAUGUACCGACCCCACUUAUAAUGAAAUUGUGGUGUAUGAUGAAGUCACAGAGCUCCAAGGACAUGUUUUAAUGCUUAUUGUGAAAAGCAAAAGCAUAUUUGUGGGAGCAAUUAACAUCCAACUUUAUACUGUCCCACUCAAUGAAGAAAAAUGGUAUCCACUAGGAAACUGUAUAAUUUGACCAUUUCUAUCAAUGAAUGCAUUAUUCAGUAACUACCUAUAUCUUUUUCCACUUCUGGGCCUCUUUGUCACUAGAGCAGGACGUUUUUGUUGUCAAAGGUAGCAUAGUGUAUCAAGGACACACAAAAGAAAGACAUCAGAAUUAGUCUGUUAGAGUUAUAUAUUCUCUACUUGUGUUUCAUUGUUUUCUUAGAAUCUUUUCUCCUUAACAAAGUGCCAAUUUAUUGUGUAAAAUAAAAGAACACCUAAUUUUAAUAUAUCUUUUAAAUCAAACACAUGCUCACAUUUUUUAACUGUGUGCCUACUGUUAAAAGCAACACUCUGACUGUAGUUUCCAAGAAAUAUGGCCAUAAAUCUCACCAGUUAAUUUAAGAUCUAAGUAUAUCUGUAACAGAUUUUUAACUUUGAAGUAAAUAUACAUACCUGCAUACUGA